This is a messenger RNA of Lytechinus pictus (painted urchin), 4891 nucleotides long. Its product is annotated as ceramide synthase 5-like. Gene Ontology annotation, biological process: ceramide biosynthetic process. Lineage: Eukaryota; Metazoa; Echinodermata; Echinoidea; Temnopleuroida; Toxopneustidae. Gene Ontology annotation, molecular function: DNA binding; sphingosine N-acyltransferase activity. The record is from RefSeq and is a predicted model, not a curated record. The coding region runs from base 1 to 561 and encodes 186 amino acids. The transcript is spliced from 4 exons. Gene Ontology annotation, cellular component: membrane.
AUGACCUUUUUGUAUUUUUUCUUAAUCUCUCAUAUUCUUUACAGAUUCAUUGGCACACCACUUGGUCGUAUAGCUGGAAUAAAAUCCAAGAAUCACUAUGAGGCUACACCAAACACAAUACUUGAGAAAGUUUAUAAGACAGUAUCCAAGACUCCUGAUAGAAAACGACUAGAUGGACUGGCCAAACAGCUGGACUGGUCAGUUAGGACCGUAGAAAGAUGGUUUAGAAGGAGACGUAACCAGGACAGACCAACCAUGUUGGUUAAAUUUACAGAGACAAGCUGGAGGAGUUUAUUCUAUCUUGUUGUAUUCAGCUAUGGUGUAUCGAGUGUUCCUAUGCAGCCUUGGUUUUGGGAUCUGAGACAAUGUUGGCAUCAUUUUCCAUUUCAUACUGUAACAUCUGAGAUCUAUAACUACUACAUGGCUGAGAUGGCUUUCUACCUAUCUCUUAUUUUAUCACUCUUCAAUGAUGUCAAGAGAAAGGUGAGUACAAACAUGCUCAGAAAGAUUAUAUUAGGUUGGUUAACAUACCACUGUUGGUUAAAAGAAAAUUGUGAGUAAAUAAAAAAAAAUGUUUUAGCCAUUUGUUGGGAAGUCCAGUAUAUUAAUCAGCCUGAUUUAGGAGAGUCUAAUAGCAUUUUCAGUAACUCAUGAUUUUUUGGUCAGCAUCAUGUCUGCACUGAAAUAAUCCGCACAACAAGCGUUCAGUUGCUAUCAGAACCACGCUACUUAUUACACUACUUCUACGAUGGCGCUGGUCUGGUGCUGAUAAAAAGUAGCCCGGGCAUGGCGCAGGCUAUUUUAGCCUACUCCAUUCAUACAUGUAAACUCAAAAUUUUACGACUUAGCCUUGGCCUGGUCUGAACCAGCGAGUUACUGAAAGCGUUAUAAGUUUAUUUAAACUGGGGGUUUGGGGAGGCUCGAACGAUGGGGUGUAGGGGCACAAGGCUCAUUUGUUUUUCUUUUUUUAAAGGAAAUCUUGGGUGACACUAUUCCAAUCAUAAAACAUGGCAUUGAUUGAUUUUUAUAUUAAUCAAUAAUACUAAAGGAAAAUGACGCAGUUAUGAACUUUGGCUAGAAACAGAAUUUGCAUUGGAUUUGUACGUAUUUGAGUAUUUUUAGGUCAGAUAUUUUGGAAUUGCAUAUCUUGAUGUUGCAAAUUUGGUUUCAAAAGUUACGUGAGCCUUAAAAGAAAAAAAAAUCACAUUUCUUAUGACAGAUUUAUCAUAAAUUGUUGGGGGCCUUUCAAACUAUAUUGGAAAAUAUAUGUAAUCAAAGUGAGUUUGCGUAUAGGAUUGAGUUUAGAUUGAAAUCUCAUUUCCUCACGUACUAGAUUGAAUUGAAAAAAAAAAUUGGCAAGUGUGCGUCCAGAUAAUAGAGAGAUCCGGAUAAGGGGAGGCUGGAUAAGAGAGGCCCGAAUGUAGUUAAGGAAGGUAAAUUAUACACUAAAAUUGUUGCAUCACAAUUUUAAAUUCAAAAUUCUUAAGCUUGAUUGCGCAAUCAAAAUGAUACAGGUGUCAUGUGGACAAAAAUAUUUAUAACUUAUCUGCAUAUUUUGAUAUUUUAAAAAUCUGUGAAAAAUCAUUUGAAAUAUCCUGGGAAUAUCCAUUGAAACCUUAAAAACCUUGAAAAGAAAUUGAUAGCCCUGAAGGUUGAUGCACUGAUAGAAACCAAACAAUCACUGGAUUAUUUUUAAUCAAUUUCCCGCCCUUCCUACAUUUAAUUAUUACUUUAGAGUUACUAUUCUCUAGUGGAUAGUACAUCUAUAAAUACUGUAAGACCCCUUUCUCAGUAUGCUUUCAUGAAAUGGUUUCCCUUAAACCAGUUUAAAUCGCUUCGCUUGCGUCAUUAUCACCAUCCCCUGAACUGGUGUUUAUAAGCUCUUUAACAUAAAGUGGUCUUGUUGCUAUGGAAAUACUCUCAGUAUGGACUGUUGUCACAUGAUUUGUGUGAAAUUUGAGGCCGCAGCAUAAGCAUUCUACACACAUAACCAUGCUCAAUACUUCCAUGUGAAGAUUGCUUCCCGAAGAACGGAACCUUGUGUCCUCACCUAUGUACCAGUUACAAAGCGAGGUGUUUUUUCAAACUGGUUUGGAAGACUAUUUAAAAUUGCUUUCAAAACCGCUUUGAGCAUCCCUGUUACAUGUUAUAGGUGAUUCCGCAGUCAGUCGCAUUAUACGUGUCUUUUUUAAUACUUGGUGCUGUCAGUUUUACAGGGUGAGUCUUUCUGUCAAGUAAUAAUACUGUCAAUUUACAAUACGUACAGAAUGGUUGUAGGCUGUGUAUUGUGGAUGCCAUGACGUCCCAAAAAGUUAGUCACAUUACACAAAAAGGACAUGGAAAAAAGGUGACUGAGUUCUUUCAAUUCAAAACACUUUUGCCAAUUUCAAUACCUGCAAAACAAGACAUUUGAAUUUGGGAAGCAACUUUGAGUUUCUCUUGUGGAUAGAAAAACUCCAGUCAGUCACUUUACACUUUGUCCGUCACCAAAAAUUUGGCAUUUCUUAACCUUUCCCGCAACUUAUAUUUAAAAAUUAUAUUUUAAUUUGAUGUAAAAUGAUGACUUUCAGAUUAUAAAAAUAAAAGUAUACAUGUAUAGCAUUUAUGAGGCGCUGAUUUAUGUAGUUUCCUAUUCAAUGGUGCAUUAUUACCCUAGUUAAGCUGCAGUUGGUAAAGGUGCUUGGUGCAAUCAAGGAAUUAAUCCUACCGAGUAAUUAUUCACCUCACCUGAGUUGAGUGCAGCACGAUGUGGUAAAAUUCUUGCUGAAGGAAAACAUGCCAUGGCUGAGAUUCGAACCCAUGUACCUCUCAUUAAAAGACUAGAGUUGUAACCACGACGCCCCCCACAUUAUCCAACUGAAAAUUGUAAAAAGAAACAAUAGUUUUUUGUUAAAUUGAAAAUUAAGUUUUAAAAUAUAUGUAGUCCCAUGUUUACAUUUUUUUGUAUGGUUCUGAUUCUCCUAUAGGAAAAAAAAAAUCAGGCUUAUUAUGAUACCCCUUCCAUGUAUUUAUGAACUUUCAUACGAGUUUUGAUAAAAAAAUAUUGCUCCAGAUUUUAAAUAGAGCCAAUAUAAAUUUUGGAAAAUGUCCGCUUUUGCUUGGAAUGGCCCUUAUACUGGGUUCAACUUAAAACUACUUUCCACAUUACUAGUUUAAACUAAAAACUACUUUCCACAUUACUAGUUUCAACUAAAAACUACUUUCCACAUUACUAGUUUCAACUAAAAACUACUUUCCACAUUACUAGUUUCAACUAAAAACUACUUUCCACAUUACUAGUUUCAAUUAGAGACCUCUCUUUAAGAAUGUCGAAUAAUCCGUUCCUUUGAUUGGUCAGAAUUGAGGUCAUGUAAACGACCAUGCCCGCAAAAAAACAAACUAAGGUGGUAACCACGGGCAAUGACAAUACGCCAGACGGUGGCCUGUACUUAUAGAGAAAAAGAAGGCAUAGUUAACAAGAUUUCUGCCCGUUGCCCCCUGACCUGCCCCUUAACGACGGGCAUAGCAAAAUUUGGCUGAGAUCCCCUUUUGAUUGCAUGCAAAAUGUUGCUUUCUGCGGUGAUUGCGGUUACCAUAAAUAUCUGCGCGAUUUGAUCGAAAGUAUUAGACAAUUCGCGCAUUUACGCCCUUAUUGCGCAAGUGCGCUCAACGGAUAUGACUUAUCGAUGGAACGAUGCCGAUCUUUGACUUUUGCUUGUUAAUUCCUGAUAAAACAUAUGGCAUUAUAGAAAAGAAGACUAAGUAAAUUUAAGGACAUAACGGAUGUAUCAAUAAUCAAGUCUUGUUGAAGUUGUUCGUUCAAUUGCAUGCUCGCAAAAGGUGAGUCGGGUGAAACGGUCACUGCACUUUCUGUAUAUUAAACGUUAAUACUCGUUAGACUUAGACAAACGACAACGUUAGGUAAUGUUGUCGUGAUCUCACGUUCGUUAGCUUAGUCUUAGAAGUUAAGAGUAGACUCUAGAUCUAACUAGACCUAGUAAUAUUAGAUCUGAUGUAGGCCCUAGUCUAGAGAUCUAACGUUAGAUCUAAGUUAGACUCUAUAAGUCUAAUGAAGAUUUAAGACUGUUAACGUUAAUCUAUUCAGACCCUAAAUUUGAUUCCUAAAAUAUUAUUACGUUAAGUUUAGCGGUAUGGACUGCUUUGAUAUUCGACUUCAAGACCUAAUGUCAGGGGCAGGGCUAAGUUAGGGCCUAGAUCUAGGCCUAACGUUAGCCUGGGGCCUGCUAGGGCUUUUAGUUUUUUAGGCCUAACUUGUUUAAGAUCCAACGUUAGACUAAAUCUACAUGUAGGCCCUAGACCUACGUUUAAUUCGGUUCAUAAAAUAUAUAUGGACUGCUUUUAUAUUUGAGACACGGUUUUUCUUUUGGCUCGCGGGUACCACAUCGGCCAGUCGCGUUGCGGUCCCCUUGAACCUCUAGAAACAACCAUGCCUCUCAAAGCAGUCCAUAUAUCUAUACUACUUUCCACAUUGCUAGUUUCAACUUAAAACUACAUUCCACAUAAUUACUAGUUUCAGCUAAAAAAUUACUUUUCACAUUACUGGUUUCAGGUUGUAAAUGAGAACGGGUCUAAGUGGAAAUUUUGUGCAUGUUUCAGAGAUAGACAGUCCCAAACCAUAUGUUCCAAGAAUAUAAUAGGAAUUUAUAUUAUUUAGUAGUGAAAAUAUGGUAAAGUCAUAUGACACACAUUGUCAGUAGAGUUGAUAAUACAUCCAAUUUAAAAUUCCCAUGAGUAAAUGUAUUAUUAAUCCCAAGUUUAGUAAAUUCAUAAGGCCACUUGCAGAAAAAAAAAACUUUCAUCUAUUUUUAAUAGGAGCGUGUUAAAACCUGGAUUAAGAUGCCACGUGGGAGUGACUUUAAAAAAAAUUAUUUACCUACUGCUGCUUGACACC